ACUGUCGAUCAAUCAGGCUACCAAUCAGCCAUGGAUUCCAUCAAGAAGAAGACUUCUCGGGACGAAGCUCCGGAGACGAAUGAUGGCAACCAAGACCCGGCCUCACCCGAGUACGUUGGGGGCCUGCCUUUAGUCUGCAUCCUCAUCGGUCUGACUUUGGCUGUAUUUUGCCUAUCGCUGGACCGAACUAUCCUCGCAACUGCAGUCCCCAAGAUCACCACCGAAUUCAAUUCUCUCAACGACGUAGCCUGGUACGGCUCGUCAUACCUCCUGACGACCUGCUGCUUUCAGCUCAUGUUCGGCAAGCUGUAUGCCGAGUUCAGAGUGACCUGGGUGUUCCUUGCUGCUCUUGUCUUCUUCGAACUGGGAACUAUCGUCUGCGCCACCGCCCCAAACUCAGUCGCCCUAAUCAUUAGAAGAGCGAUCUCUGGAAUUGGCUGCGCCGGUCUACUCUCUGGAACCCUCAUCAUCAUAGCACGGAGCUUCGCGGUGCACAAACGCCCCAUCUACACUGGUAUGAUUGGAGGCAUGGCUGGCGUUGCUGGAAUUAUCGCUCCCACCCUCGGAGGCGCCUUGACAGAUAACGCUAUCUGGCGCUGGUGCUUCUGGAUCAACCUGCCCCUCGGCGCAAUCACAGCUGUCGUCGUCUUCUUCCCAAGUCCAUCGGUGCAACUCCUCAACAGCAUGGACCCCAUUGGCACUGUCCUGCUGAUGCCCUUCAUGGUCUGCCUACUACUGGCUCUUCAAUGGGGUGAUACAACGUACGCGUGGAGCAACUGGCGCAUCAUCCUUUGCCUGUGCCUAUUUGGUGUUCUCUUCCUCGCGUGGCUGGGCAUCCAGUACUAUCGGGGAGACGACGCCACCUUGCCGCUUCGCCUCAUUCGCCAACGAUCUGUCGCGAGCGGCAUGGCCUUCAUGCUCGGCGUCAACGGAGCUGUCUUUGUUAUCGUGUAUUAUGUCUCGAUUCGGUUCCAGGUUGUAAAAGACACAACGGCGGAGCAGUCUGGCAUCAACUUCUUGACGUCGUCGACCGCCGUGUCUGUGUCUUCAAUCCUCUCAGGAGUUCUGACAUCAAAGUUUGGAUAUUGGGUACCGCAGAUGAUCUUCAGCACGAUUGUUACCUCAAUUUCUUCGGGGCUCAUCUUCAGAUACGAAGUUGAGACAACUACCGCGUACUGGGCGGGCACUCUCUUCAUGUUCGGCUUCGGUGCAGGUAUGGGCAUGCAGAUGCCUCUCGCAGCUAUCCAGACGGUCCUCAAGGGGGCCGAUGUGUCCCUAGGCACCUCCAGCCUUAUUCUCGCACAGACUCUCGCCGGUUCCAUCUUUCUCUCAGUUGCGCAAAGCUUGUUCCAAAGCAGACUCCUGGUUGAGUUGGCAGCGCAAGCGCCGCAAGUCGACGCACAAGUUGUCAUCGGGCAUGGUGCGUCUGGGAUUAAGGACAUGGUGGCACAAAGGUACGGCGAUGCAGCUGCACUAGACGUGUUUGGGGCUUACAACCACGCGUUACGUGCGUGCUUCUUGUUGUGCAUCGUUCUCUCAUGCUUGACUGGUAUUGGUGCACUGGGAACGGAAUGGAGGAAGACCGCGUCCGACAGCGGCGAGACACCGCGCAGCGACAUUUGAGGGCGAGACUCGUCAGCUAUGUCUCCGGAAUUGCUCUAUGAUACUAUGGCUCUGGACUGAUGGGGACCUCGCCAACCUACCGCUCGUUCUAGCUAUAACAGCUGCUGGUCGCUCUUAGUCACAUGUAUGUACAUAAGAGUACAUGUGCCUAUGGGUUCUUCUUCCCUUUCAAACCCCCAUGCCUGAGCUGAAAGUUGUAGUUGGUACGCGUAUAUUUUGCAGACGGGUGUAUUAUCUAAAUACAGAAUUGCCAGUCACUCCCUUGUUCUUGAUCUCUGAUGUUCGAGGCUGGCUGCCGUUGUGUUGUACUGAGCCGUGAUUCUAUGCGGGAAGUCUCAUUUAAUUUUGAUGAAGGCGCAUAUUAGACUUGAGAUGUCUUGUUAUCACUCCGACUGAUUACUGUACCCAUUGACGAGUGACAUUGUUCAGACAGCAGAGGUACCUGCAA
Colletotrichum phormii is the source of this 2071-nucleotide messenger RNA. Its product is annotated as major facilitator superfamily domain-containing protein. Gene Ontology annotation, molecular function: transmembrane transporter activity. The transcript is spliced from 7 exons. Gene Ontology annotation, biological process: transmembrane transport. The record is from RefSeq and is a predicted model, not a curated record. Gene Ontology annotation, cellular component: plasma membrane. Lineage: Eukaryota; Fungi; Ascomycota; Sordariomycetes; Glomerellales; Glomerellaceae. Bases 31 to 1623 code for a protein of 530 amino acids.